AUGUCCACCUCCCUCCCCGCCCUAGCAACCCUGACGUCAGAGCCCCGAGACCGCCAAUUCCAAGUGCUGGACACCCUCUUCGAGCCGUCGCCCGAACUACACACCCUCAUGGCGCCCGUCCUCGCCCACCAAACCUUCGACAGCUACGCGAGACUGAUCGACGCUGUCGGCGGCCGCAUGUCGGCCCUGUCCGCGGCCGACUCCUCCAAGGACCGCGAGAUCCUGUACGGGAUCCUGGGCUCGCAUCCCCGGCUGGGACGGCCCAAGGCCGGCCCGACGGAGCAUCUGAGCGAGCUCAGCAGGAAGGAGCAAGCGCAGCUGAACACGGGGGCGGAGGAGCAGGCGGAGCGACUGCGGGUCUUGAACGCCGAGUACGAGGAGAAGUUUCCGGGGUUGCGGUUUGUGACCUUUGUUAAUGGGAGGGAUAGGGAUGUGAUUAUGGAGGAGAUGCGGAAGAGGAUUGAUAGGGGGGAUGCGGAGGCGGAGGUUGAGGAGACUAUUCAGGCUAUGUGUGAUAUUGCGAAAGAUCGCGCGCGGAAGUUGGAGUAG
Aspergillus aculeatus ATCC 16872 is the source of this 549-nucleotide messenger RNA. RefSeq names its product 2-oxo-4-hydroxy-4-carboxy-5-ureidoimidazoline decarboxylase. The transcript has 3 exons. The record is from RefSeq and is a predicted model, not a curated record. Bases 1 to 549 code for a protein of 182 amino acids. Lineage: Eukaryota; Fungi; Ascomycota; Eurotiomycetes; Eurotiales; Aspergillaceae.